AUAAAUCGUCGCUACCUGAGCAUCUUGUAGAAACGCUCGCAAAUCAAGGCACUACUUGGCACUUCAUUCCCCCCGCUUCACCCCACUUCGGAGGUUUAUGGGAAGCAGGAGUGAAGUCAACAAAACAUCAUCUGCGCCGCAUAAUGAGAGACCGCAUACUUACCUACGAGGAACUCAGCACACUUUUGGCGCAAAUUGAAAGUUGCCUGAAUUCUAGGCCUUUAUGCCCACUGUCAGCAGACCCCGCUGACUCCGAUGCCCUCACACCGGCUCAUUUUCUAAUUGGUGAGGCCACCAAUUGUAUUCCCGAAGAAGACUUGCUUUCUAUGAACAUUGACCGCUUGAGUAGAUGGAAAUUGGUUGAACGCCUCAAGCAAAACUUUUGGGAUCGCUGGAAUAGAGAAUAUUUGUGUCGCCUUCAAUCACGUCCAAAAUGGAAUAAAAUGGAACGAAACAUCAGAGUAGGCGAUAUAGUUCUCCUCCUACACGAACGAAGCGUUCCGGGUCAAUGGCCACUUGCAAAAGUUGAAAAACUUCACCCUGGUAAUGACGACUUAGUACGAGUUGUCACACUGUAUUGUAAUGGCAAAUACAUUAAACGCCCUAUCUCCAAAGUAUGCCUCCUGCCAUCAGAUGAAGUUCUACCUAAAGAAGAGAAAAUUCUAAAAACAUAAGAACAGUCGUUCUUGGCGCGGGAGAAUGUUUGGGAUUUUUUCCCCCAAACUAAAAAUACACUGCAAUCCCUACAUACAGUUCUUUUCCUCCUUAAGAGUUGAUUGAACUCUUUUCUAUUCCCUUUUUUAUUAUUAUUUGUUUACGCGAAACCAAACCUAACGGUCCCUUAUGUAGGUACAGAUGAUCAUACGAGUAUGUAUGUAUGUACAUAUGUACAUAGCUACCUAACAACGGCCGUCGGUCAUCUCGCUGCUGCUGCUAUUGCGUUUUCGUUUUGUUUGGUCGCAGCAAAAAUUUGU
This is a messenger RNA of Musca vetustissima, 974 nucleotides long. RefSeq lists its product as uncharacterized. The record is from RefSeq and is a predicted model, not a curated record. Lineage: Eukaryota; Metazoa; Arthropoda; Insecta; Diptera; Muscidae. The coding region runs from base 144 to 674 and encodes 176 amino acids. The transcript has a single exon.